Messenger RNA from Capronia coronata CBS 617.96, 1854 nucleotides. RefSeq lists its product as uncharacterized. The coding region runs from base 1 to 1854 and encodes 617 amino acids. The transcript has 2 exons. Gene Ontology annotation, molecular function: basic amino acid transmembrane transporter activity. NCBI's taxonomy places the organism in Eukaryota, Fungi, Ascomycota, Eurotiomycetes, Chaetothyriales, Herpotrichiellaceae. The record is from RefSeq and is a predicted model, not a curated record. Gene Ontology annotation, cellular component: fungal-type vacuole membrane. Gene Ontology annotation, biological process: transmembrane transport; basic amino acid transport.
AUGGCCAUCCCAGUCAAACCCUCCUCGGCUUCAGAUCCGUCCGAAACGAGUCCUCUGCUGAACCAUCACGGUGAUGUUGAUGAGAAUGCUGUGUCCCACGCCAACAGCUACACCGUCGACCCGGAGAACCAUCAACCUCCAUCCACCGCUGCAGAUGCAGAUGGCGACGACAAUGACACCGGCGUCAACGAGGUCGUCGCGGUCGCAGAGGAACUGAGCAGGGAGAGACUCGUGGCUAUCAUGGCCGCGACGUGGAUUGGUAUCUUCUUCGCCGCUUUGGACACAACCAUCGUCGCAACCCUCACCGGCCCGAUCUCAUCAAGUUUCAACUCCCUCAGCCUCCUAUCGUGGCUCGCGACCGGCUACCUGAUCGCCAAUGCCGCAUGCCAACCGCUGUCCGGGAAACUGACCGACAUCUUCUCGCGCCGGACAGGCCUGAUCUUCAGCAACAUCUUCUUCGCCGCGGGCACGCUGAUGUGCGGCUUGGCCCCGACCGCGGGCGUCAUGAUCGCCGGACGCGUCGUGGCCGGCGUCGGCGGCGGCGGGCUGACCUGCAUCUCGACCUUCGUGACGUCCGACCUGAUCCCGCUGCGCAGGCGAGGUCUAUGGCAAGGCUACGGCAAUCUCGUCUACGGGCUGGGGAUGGGGUCCGGGGGUGUGGUCGGCGGCGCCUUGGCCGACUCGUUGUCCUGGCGCUGGGCGUUUCUGAUGCAGAUCCCGUUCAUUGUCGUGUCGACUGUCAUGGUGUGGUUUCUGUUGGAUAUGCCAGUUUCUGUUCUUUCUGGGCAUUCUGAUGUUAACACCAACAACAAUCACAACUCUAACACCAACGACUCUAACAGCCCCAACGACACCAAAAACUCGGCCCUCCGCCGCAUCGAUUUCUCCGGCUCCGCCCUCCUCGUCAUCUCCUUGGUCCUACUUCUUCUCGGCCUCAACAGCGGCGGCAAUCAACUGCCCUGGUCGCACCCGCUGAUCAUAGCUUCUCUGGUGCUUGCUGGCGUCACGCUUCUCGGCUUCAUCUAUCUCGAAUCCCAGGCCGAAUUAAACUCGAAUCCAAAUUCCACUUCGACUCCGGCGUCCCGCCGUCGUCGUCACCGCGAACCAAUCCUCCCCGUCCUCCUGAUCGCACGCACCCGCACCGUUCUCUCCGCCUGCCUCACGAACUGGUUCAGCACCAUGAGCGCCUUCCUAGCACUGUACUACGUGCCACUGUACCUGCAAGUGCGCGGCUUCAGCGCCACGGCCGCCGGCCUGCGCGUCAUCCCCUUCGCCGUCGCCACGUCCGUCGGCAGUCUGGGCUCGGGCUACCUGAUGCGCCUCACGGGCCGCUACUACUGGCAGCUGGUUGCGGUGAUGGGCGUGUACGUCCUCGGCGCCGCCCUGCUGUGCACGUUCCAGCUCGACUCUGCCGGCUGGCAGACCUACCUGUACGUCACGCCGCUGGGCAUGGCGUACGGGAGCAUGUUGACCAUCACGCUGGUCGCCAUGAUCUCCGCCGUCGACCAUGCGCACCAGGCCGUCAUUACCGCCGCGAGCUAUGCGUUCCGUUCGACCGGCUCGACCAUCGGCAUCACCGUGGCGAGUGCCGUGUUUCAGAACAUCCUGACCAAAGAGCUGGUCGGUCAGUAUGGGGAUAUGCCCGACAGUCGGGGCGAGAUCCGCAGAAUCAGAAACAGUCUGGAUGAACUCGGUCGGUUGCCGCUCGGUUGGGACAGGGCCGUCGUCUUGGAUAUCUACAUGGAUGCACUGAGGGGCGCGUUUGUUGCAGGGUUGGGACUGGCCGUGUUGGCUGCUCUUGCUGCGCUGGCUAUGAAGGAGCAUGUUCUACAUCACAAUCUCGCUAGGAAAUAG